GGGCCCGCCAGCCGCGCGUGCAGCUCUGACCGAGCGCGAGCCCAAGCCCGAGCCCGAGCCCGGGAGCGCCGAGCGCGGCUGCGGAACCCUCUUGUUCAUGGAGCUGGUGUCCACCAUGGCUGAGCCCCGGGGCCCUGUAGACCAUGGAGUCCAGAUUCGCUUCAUCACAGAGCCAGCGGGUGAUGCAGAGAUGGGCACCCUACGUCGUGGUGGGCGACGUCCAGCUAAGGAUGCGAGAGCUAGUACCUAUGGGGUUGCCGUGCGUGUGCAGGGCAUUGCUGGGCAGCCCUUUGUGGUGCUCAACAGUGGGGAGCAAGGCAGUGACUCCUUUGGAGUCCAGAUCAAGGGGGCUCAUGAGAGAGGGGUUCUGGGCGCUCUGAGCUCUGACUUGGAACUCCCUGAGCGCUCCUGCUCUCAGGCCACAGAAUUUCCUGCAUGCUCACAGGGCAGCCUGUCUGAUGACGAGCCCGGGGCCCACUGGAAUGGAAGGCUCCUCCGGUCCCGGUCCCAGGCUUCCCUGACAGGCCCUGCCUCCCUGAGUCCAAGCACCAGGAGCACCAGCCUGCUGGAGCUGGCCCCACAAGGAGCCGCAGCAGGGAGCACCAUCGACACCGCUCCCCUGUCUUCUGUGGACUCUCUCAUCAACAAGUUUGACAGUCGUCACGGUGGGCAGAGCCGGGGCCGGACUGGCCGGCGCACGCGGACAUUGGCCCCCGAGCAGCGCAAGCGGAGCCAAAGCCUGGACAACCGGCUCCCACGGGACACCCUUGAGGAACGGGAGCGUCGGUCCCCCAGCCGCUGGGCCCCUAGCACAAGGCACGACGGCCACGUGGGCAGCUCCAAACAGUCUGUCCAGAGCCAGAGCCCUCCUGGGGGCUUUAGCCGUUCCCGUCAGACCCAGGACUGGCUUCUUCAGAGUUCGGAGGAGCUGCAGGGGAGAGCCCAGGACCCUGGCAUGCUGCAGUUCAAAUCGACACCAGACCUGCUCCGAGACCAGCAGGAGGCUGCCCCACCAGGCAGUGUGGACCAUGUGAAGGCCACCAUCUACAGCAUCCUGAGGGAGGGGAGCUCAGAGAGCGAGACCUCUGUGAAGAGGAAGGUCAGCUUGGUGCUGGAACAGAUGCAGCCUCUGGUGAUGACUUCGGGUUCUGCUAAGACCCUGGCCGGGCAGGGGGAGCUCGCCCGAAAAGUGGAGGAGCUGCAGCAAAAGCUGGAUGAAGAGGUGAAGAAGCAGCAGAAGCGAGAGCCAUCCCAGGUCGGGCUGGAGCGGCAGCUGGAGGAGAAGACAGAAGAGUGCAGCCGACUACAGGAGCUGCUGGAGAGGAGGAAGGGGGAGGCCCAGCAGAGCACCAAAGAGCUCCAGAACAUGAAGCUCCUUGUGGACCAGGGUGAAAGGGAACGACACAGGCUGGAGACCCAAGUGAUGGAGCUGCAGGACAAGCUGAAACGGGCCCAGGGGCCUGAGUCUGCUAAGGAGGCGGUGAUGAAGGACCUGUUAGAGACCCGGGAGCUUCUAGAAGAGGUCUUGGAGGGGAAGCAGCGGGUAGAGGAGCAGCUGCGACUGCGGGAGCGGGAGCUGACAGCCCUGAAGGGGGCCCUGAAGGAGGAGGUGGCCUCCCGCGACCAGGAGGUGGAACAGGUCCGGCAGCAGUACCAGCAUGACGCAGAGCAGCUCCGCCGGAGUGUGCAGGAGGCAACCCAGGACCAUGCUGCAUUAGAGGCUGAAAGGCAGAAGAUGUCAACCCUCGUGCGGGAGCUGCAGAGAGAGCUGGAGGAGACCUCAGAGGAGACAGGGCAUUGGCAAAGCAUGUUCCAGAAGAAUAAGGAGGAGCUUAGAGCCACCAAGCAGGAACUCCUGCAGCUGCGGAUGGAGAAGGAGGAGAUGGAAGAGGAGCUCGGGGAAAAGGUGGAGGUCUUGCAAAGGGAAUUAGGGCAGGCCCGAGCUGGUGCCGUGGAUACUCGCCAAAUGGAGGAGCUCAAGAAGGAGCUGCGCCGGACACAGCAGGAACUUACAGAGCUGAAGGAGGAGCAGCAAAGCCAGCAGGUUGCCGGGCGCCACCGGGAGCGGGAGUUGGAGAAGCAGCUUCGGGCAGAGGCCGACCGAGGCCGGGGGCUGGAACAGCAGAACCUCCAGCUACAAAAGACGCUGCAGCAGCUGAGACAGGACUGUGAAGAGGCUUCUAAGGCUCAGAUGGCGGCGGAGGCAGAGGUGGCGGUGCUGGGGCAGCGGCGGGCCGCCGUGGAAACAACACUUCGGGAGACCCAGGAGGAAAACGACGACUUCCGGCGGCGCAUCCUGGGUCUGGAGCAGCAGCUGAAGGAGGCCCGAGGCCUGGCGGAGGGCGGGGAAGUGGCGGAGGCGAGGCUGCGGGACAGGGUGCAGCGGCUGGAGGCAGAGAAAAAGCGGCUUGAGGAGGCCCUGAACACAGCUCAGGAAGAGGAGGGGAGCCUGGCAGCUGCCAAGCGGGCACUGGAGGCCCGCCUGGAGGAGGCCCAGCGAGGGCUGGCCCGCCUGGCACAGGAGCAGCAGGCACUGAACCGGGCCUUGGAGGAGGAAGCAAAGCAGCGGGAGGCGCUCCGGAGGGGCAAGGCCGAGCUGGAGGAGCAGAAGCGGCUGCUGGAUAAGACUGUGUGCCAGCUGAACAAGGAGCUGGAGCAGAUCGGGAAUGACUCGAAGCAGGCCCUGCAGCAGCUCCAGGCCCAGCUGGAGGAUUAUAAGGAGAAGGCCCGGCGGGAGGUGGCAGACGCCCAGCGCCAGGCCAAGGAGUGGGCCAGUGAGGCCGAGAAGAGCUCUGGGGGGCUGAGCCGGCUUCAGGAUGAGACCCAGAGGCUGCGGCAGGCCCUGCAGGCGUCCCAGGCUGACCGAGACACGGCCCAGCUAGACAAAGAGCUGCUGGCCCAGAAAGUGCAGGGGCUGGAGCAAGAGGCGGAGAACAAAAAGCGCUCCCGGGAUGACAGGACACGGCAACUCAAGGGCCUUGAGGAAAAGGUCUCGCGGCUGGAAGUGGAGUUGGAUGAGGAGAGGACCACCGUGGAGCUGCUGACAGAGCGUGUGAACCGUGGCCGGGACCAGGUGGACCAGCUGAGGACAGAGCUCAUGCAGGAGAGGUCAGCUCGGCAGGACCUGGAGUGUGACAAAAUCUCCCUGGAGAGACAGAACAAGGACUUGAAGAGCCGGUUGGCCAGCUCAGAAGGUUUCCAGAAGCCCAACGCCAGCCUCUCGCAGCUUGAGUCCCAGAAUCGAGAGUUGCAGGAGCGGCUACAAGCUGAAGAGAGGGAGAAGACAGCUUUGCAGUCCAACAACCGAAAACUGGAGCGGAGGGUUAAAGAGCUGUCCAUCCAGAUCGAUGAUGAGCGGCAGCAUGUCAAUGACCAGAAGGACCAGCUAAGCCUGAGGGUGAAGGCUUUGAAGCGGCAGGUAGAUGAAGCGGAAGAGGAGAUCGAGCGACUCGAUGGCCUAAGGAAGAAGGCCCAGCGUGAGCUGGAGGAGCAGCACGAGGUCAACGAGCAGCUCCAAGCCCGGAUCAAAGCCCUAGAGAAGGAUGCCUGGCGCAAAGCCUCCCGGUCAGCUGCUGAGUCAACCCAACACGAAGGGCUGAGCUCAGAUGAGGAAUUUGACAACGUUUACGACCCCUCCUCCAUCGCAUCAUUGCUUACGGAGAGCAACCUGCAGACCAGUUCCUGUUAGCGUGGGUCCACGAGGGAGCAGACACCACACUUGAGGCCUCCCUGGCCAUCCUGCUCUGCCCUGCCAAGCCUCAGAUUCCUCAUUCCUGGGGGGAGAAAGGGGGACACCCAAUUAUCCAACCCUAAGACUGGGAGGGGUGUGAGUGAUGGUGAUAAAAAAGGCGUUAGCACUAAGCUGUGGAUGGGCUUUCCCUUCCCUCUGGAGGAGGGGUUGUUUUAGGCCAACUGAGCCCUUCCCUUAAGUGCCGAUCCUUCCUCUUCUCCCUCAUAGCAAUAGGAUGGGCAGCAUAGAGGCUGAAGUGGAUUGAGCAGGAUAGGAAGGAACAGAUAUUGCCAUAUAUGUAAAGCUUUAUUUCUUAAGCCCUUAACCUUCAGGCUCAGGGAAAAAUACCCUUUGUGAUUCUGUUCCCUUGACUCCUGCAACAUGUUUCCCUCCAACUCUGGAGCAGGGUGGAAGGCACGUUCUGGAUAAUGUACAUACUAAUGUGGCUCUAUCCAGUUCUUGGAUGCUUCUCUUUGCACAGUUGUGGGACCCAUAUGGUAGUCCCCACCUCUCUCUGCUCCUAUGUAUUUUUGUCUUCCCUAAGCCAGUGGAUCCACGGGUCUGUUCUCCCUUCCCAUAUUCCCCAGUCCUACCUUCCUUCUUUCCUUUUGGUGCCUUAGCCAGGGUGAGGAGAGGAGCAUGCUCUCCUUGCCUUCUACACCUGCACAUUCAUACCUCUCCAAGGACCAUCCUUUCCCAAAACAGGGCCCUCAGACUUCUCUGCUGCCCCAGUGAAUGGUCUAGAGAGCUAUGGGGUCCUCUUCUGAUGAGCCCUGGGGGAGGAGGGACUUUGGAAGGCCAUGCUAAGGCACUGGGCUUGGUUCUGCUCAGGGUUUCCGUCCUUCCUCCUUUCCCUCUGUGACUCUGGAUAUGUUCAUAAGCGGGUGGCAUCUGGGAACCCUAUUAACUGCCUACACGAGUUUGAAAAGCAAAGGUCUUCCUUGGGGUUUCUCUGACCCAGAUGUGGCCAACCUUAGUAGGGAACCAAGGGACCCUCAUUAUCUCAGGAGCUUGAACCUGAUACAGGGCUUCCUGCCCAGGGCUAAAGACUGACUCUUGGUAGAAAUGGGAAGAGGCAGUGGAGGAUUUAUUCCUCCCUUGGGUUUUGGGGAGAGCCCAGCCCCUGGUGAGGAAUAGGUAAGGGAGAUGAUUCACCUCUCUUAUUUCCUAAGCAGGCUCUGUAAGGAGCCUGGGGGAGGGAGAAGGCUGUUUUCACCAAUGACUUGUAAUUUCAUGAUUAAAAAAAAAUCCUCUAUUCUGCAAAUUA
Molecule: messenger RNA, 4997 nt
Organism: Suricata suricatta (meerkat)
Lineage: Eukaryota; Metazoa; Chordata; Mammalia; Carnivora; Herpestidae
Gene: CGN
Product: cingulin
Exons: 21
Coding region: 98-3688 (1196 amino acids)
Cellular component (GO): myosin complex
Source: RefSeq, a predicted model, not a curated record